AAUGCUCCGCCGCGUCGGUGGUGGAUCACAUGGAGGUCACAUGCUGGUGUUGCUGUAUCAGCAGCAGAGCUGAAGGAUGGUGAAACUGUCCUGCUGGAACAAAAGAACCGAACCCGAACACCGAGCCGAACACCCGACCCCAAACCGGGAACAGGACCAGGACCCGGACCAGCAACAGGACCAGUACCAAUACCCCGAGCCGGGCUGUACCGGCCUGUUGAUCAGUGAGCGGAGCAGCAGCGCUGAGCAGGUCCAGCGCUAAGCUCUGACUGUGGCCAAUUAUUUUCCCACACUUUGGAGUGUGCGCCAGUGUGUGAGAGGUUGUUGCACAAUGUGUGUAAGGUUGUUGUGAGUGUUGUGAGGUUGUUGUGUGAGUGUGAGUAAGAGCAGGCGCAGAGGGAUGUCGCGGGCGGAUAUGGCGGUGAACAGUGAUGUGGGGGAUUGGGGGUACAGUGAGGAUGCCGGCGAGCGGGCGUGGCUGUUACAGAGCCCCAGUGUGGACUCCAUUCAGGCUCCCAGCCAAUCACAGCAGAGCAGAGGCGGGACUUCAACGCUGGCUGCUGUGUUUAUAGUGGUGAAUGCCGCUUUGGGGGCGGGGCUUCUGAACUUCCCUGCUGCGUUUAACAUGGCUGGAGGAGUGACGGCGGGAGUGGUGCUGCAGAUGUGUAUGUUGGUCUUCAUCAUCACAGGCCUGGUGAUCCUCGCUUACUGUUCUCAGGUGAGUAAUGAGGGGACGUAUCAGGAGGUGGUGCGGGCGGUGUGCGGGAAGGUGUUGGGAGUUAUCUGUGAGAUCGCCAUCGCUGUCUACACCUUCGGCACCUGCAUCGCCUUCCUCAUCAUCAUCGGAGACCAGCUAGACAAAUUGAUUGGAGCAAUGACCCACGACUCUGAUCCAGUGAGCGCUCAUUGGUUUACGGACCGCAGGUUCACUAUAACCAUCACCUCUGUGCUCGUUAUCCUGCCGCUGUCCAUUCCUAAAGAAAUCGGCUUCCAGAAGUAUGCCAGCACAAUAAGCGUGAUUGGCACCUGGUACGUGACAAUCGUUGUCAUCAUCAAAUACUUCUUACCUGACAAAAAUAUUACUCCCGGAGACAUCCCAACCAGCCCGACAUCCUGGACUGAUGUUUUCAACGCCAUGCCCACAAUCUGCUUUGGCUUUCAGUGUCAUGUCAGCAGUGUUCCGGUGUUUAACAGUAUGAAGAAAGCUGAGAUUCGGCCUUGGGGAGGCGUGGUGACCGUCAGCAUGAUCAUCUGCCUGUUUGUCUACACAGGCACAGGUGUGAGUGGUUUCCUGUCGUUUGGCUCUAAUGUCAGUCAGGAUGUUCUGAUGUCGUAUCCGUCAGAUGAUGUUGCUGUGGCCAUUGCAAGAGCCUUCAUCAUCAUCUGCGUGGUGACUUCCUAUCCCAUACUGCACUUCUGUGGCAGGGCAGUGAUAGAAGGUCUGUGGUUGAGGUUUAAAGGUGAGGAGGUGGACACUGACGUGGCUGGAGAGCGGCGGAGGCGUCUGAUCCAAACCCUGGUCUGGUUCUGCUUCACGCUCCUCCUCGCUCUCUUCAUCCCCGACAUCGGCCGAGUCAUAUCUCUGAUCGGGGGUCUCGCCGCCUGCUUCAUCUUCGUCUUUCCAGGUUUGUGUUUAAUUCAGGCUAAACUCUCGGAACAUGAUGUCCGUUCGGCCAGCUGGAUGGCUCUCGUGGUUUAUGGGGUUGUCAUGGUUACAAUUGGAGCAUUCAUCUUUGGCCAGACCACCACUAACGCCAUCUACAAAGACAUCAUCAACCAGGAUGAAAGCUCGUAGCCGGAGAGCAACAUUCAUCAACUAAACCACCCAGUGGACCUCGUUCUUCUGAUUAUUUUAAACCUACAAUUGUAAAAAGACACUCAGACAAAAACACAAGCUACACCCAUACCUCCAUAAUCAGACUGAGGGCCAAUCAGCAUGCAGCAUCAGCUGUCCUCCUGUAGCUGUGUGUGAAAGGAUCGGAAGGAUUUUGGAAGUUUCAUUCGAGUUUAUUUUUGCCAAUCAGAAACUACAACACUGUGUGUGCAGACCAAUUAGAUAAUUAAUUAAAUUAAAUUAAAGGGGAAUUCCACCAAAUUUCCCAGAUUUCUGCAUAAAUCUGUAGCUGCGUUCCAAUUAGAAUUUAUUUCAGAAAUAAAAUAGAAUCAUAAAAACUGACAAUUUAAAAAGAACUCUGGAUUUGUUUCCCAGUAACAACAGCAAAGGAGCUUUUAGAUUAUUUAUGUUCACAAACACACACACACACACACACACACACACUAUACACACACACUAAACACGUACACACACUACACACGCACACCAGUACCCACUCUGAAUGACUUUCUGUUUCAGUUUAAUUAUGCAGAAGUUUUUAUUGUACAUUUGUUUUUACAUUUCUGUGGCAUUUUGUCAUCACAAACUUGAAGCUGUAUGUUUUUGUCGUGCUUUUUUAAUGAUGUGUAAUAAUUUUACUUGAAUUUAAUUCAGAAUUGAAGAUGAAUACAAAUGGGACUCUUUCCUCUGUGGAGGAACUCCAUUAUUCAGCUGCUAAAUGGCUUGAAAUGAGAAUAAUGAGCUGCUGUAGUUGAAUUAGGUUUAUUAUUUAGUUCAGUUUUAACAGUCAUAUGAUUUGCUAUUAUUGUAAAGGGACAAUAAGAUUUCUCUUCUGGUGGGAGAAGAGUUAAGAAAAUGAUAUUUGAUAUGGGGUGGAUUUUAUAUAAAUAUAUCGAUAUAGUUAUACAUGGUUGUAUAUUAUUUGGUUUGUUGUGUUUUACACAAGCAUUAAGGUCAUAAAUUGGGGUUGCAUGGUUUCAUGACUCUUUCCUGAUCCUCAGAUCUGUCCAUCACAUUGUUUCUGCAGUAAAUUGCUGUAACUCUGUUAAUCUGUGUUUAAAGGAUUUGGGCGAGUUUGUAUUCAGUGAUGAGUCUCGGGCGCAUGCUGGAGGUUUACAGGUGUUUUUUUUUUUGUAAUUAUGUGAAUUUUGUUUAUGAUCAGUAAAGGGAAUUAAUGCAGUCCAAACAUAUAAUGUGAUGUUUCAGCUUCACGCCAAGGAAAAAUUCAAAUUUUAUGAUGAUUUACUCUCUCAGGCCUGAUGAACAAAUAAAAUGAUAAAAUAAUAAACAUUCUACAAAACUGC
This is a messenger RNA of Astyanax mexicanus (Mexican tetra), 3138 nucleotides long. RefSeq names its product solute carrier family 38 member 7 (gene slc38a7). Gene Ontology annotation, biological process: amino acid transmembrane transport. The record is from RefSeq and is a predicted model, not a curated record. Gene Ontology annotation, molecular function: L-histidine transmembrane transporter activity; L-glutamine transmembrane transporter activity; L-aspartate transmembrane transporter activity. Lineage: Eukaryota; Metazoa; Chordata; Actinopteri; Characiformes; Acestrorhamphidae. Bases 401 to 1795 code for a protein of 464 amino acids. The transcript is spliced from 12 exons.